AUGGGCUGCGUCUGCAGUACGCCUAAUACUGACGAUGUCCGACAACAGUCCAGCCCUGUACAACCCAAGCCAGCGCUGACGCCGAAGGCUGUGGAACCGGCCAGGAUUGAGACCAAGGCCGAGCUGCCGAGUACCAAGCCCUCAGACAUCGUCGUCGAGAAAGCUCAGAGUAUAAAUCGUGGACAUCCCGAGUCAGGACCUUUGCAGCAGCAGAAUGCCGCUUCAGCGGGACAACAACAGGGGACAAAAGCACGUCGCGCAGCUGCUGGCUCUGAGGCAGUAAGGGACCAAAUUAGGAAACUUGCUGUUGGUGGACCACAAGCGAAGGAGGAGAAAGAGAAGAUUUAUGAAGUCAGCGACUCUGAGGAUGAGGAACUUGACGAUGACCCACUGGACAGGGGCACACUGUCGGGUGACUGGUACAAGCCCCAGGAGGUAACUGACGCUAUCCUGGAGGCGCUUAAGCGGAACUUCGUCUUCAAAGGCAUUCCCCAAAGCCAUCUGGUGGAGGUGGUGGGCCGCAUGUAUGGCAUCAGCUUCCGGGCCGGGGCAGUCGUCCUGCAACAGGGCGCUUUGCCGAAGCAGGAUGACUGCAUGUACUACCUGCAAUCUGGGGAGGCGGAGGUGGUUAUUAGCGGUGGCGCGGAUGCAGCUUCUAAGAACCACGGGGAAGAGCGCACGGUUGAGGGGCACACAGUUAGGAUUCUACAGAAACCUGGGUGGCUCUUUGGUGAUGUGGCGUUGCUGUUCCACUCGCCGCGUACGGCCUCCGUUGUGGCGAAAACCAACAUUACGGUGUGGGCUAUGGACCGGCGGACCUUCCUGAAAUUUGUCAUGAAGCACGCACAGGGAGCGCGUGCCUUGCGCUUCUUGCGCAAGCUGCCACUGCUUAAGGGUCUCUCAGAUAAUGAUUUAAUCCGCGCAGCGUCGCGUAUGCCCCAGCGCAUGUAUGAGGACGGGCAGCCCCUCAUCCGCAUUGGUGAGCGUGGCGACGAGCUAUUCCUCAUCCGCUAUGGCAAGGUGCGCGUCUUCCGCCCGGAUGGCAAUGGCGGCCAUGUGGAGGUCGCAGUGCUGGGUCGUGGUCAAUUCGUGGGAGAGCGUGCUGUCAUUAAUGACAAGCUACGCAGCGCGGAUUGCGUGGCGCAGGGGCAGGUGCAGGUGGUCGUGCUGAAAAAGCGCGACUUUAUGGAUCUUGACAACCCCUUGCUGGCGUGGAUGCUCGAUUACGACGCCGUGUCGGCUGUCAUUCGGUCACUCCCGCACUUGAAGGGACUAAAGCAGGAACAAAUGGAGAAUAUCUUGGACCGGUUCGAUGCGCGUGAGGAGCUGUUGCAGGGGGACACGAUACUCAAUCAGGGUGACUUGCUGGAGAAGCUGUACGUCGUGAAGAUCGGCGAGAUUGCGCUUUUCCGGAAUGGCGAAAAGGUGGAGGAUCCCUCUUUCUUACACGAAAUUGCUGGCUUCAGCUACUUCGGCGAAAGCUCGCUCACACAGAUCGUGAAGUGCCCGUACACAGUACGCGUGGCGUCGGACACGCUGCAUAUGCUGACCCUACCUAAACGGCAAGUAGACUCGUUUAUGGGCCGCGACACGGGGCUGAAAUCGGACGAGGCCGUGGUAGCCGCCUUAAAAAAGUCGCGCUUCCUGGCCACCAUGACGGAGCCUGAAUUUAAGGAGCUGCUUAAGAUGUGCGAGCUGACAUCGUAUAAUCCCGGCGAGGUCAUUGCCGUCGCGAACAGCUCCAUAACCAACAAAAUCUUCCUGGUCAAGUCGGGCGAGGUGAUGGUGGUUGCCGCGGACCUCGCGCUCCCAGACACGGGCGUGGUGGACGUGCGCAAGCUGGCGGGCAGCGAGCGGCAUCGGCUGCUUGCGGGAAGCGUCUUUAACGAUAAGGCGCUUAACAGCCCGGAAACGGCGUCGCUGGAGGCGUCUCUGGUCGCGGCGACGCCCUGCAACGUCAUCACUUUCACGACUUCGGAUGUGGAACGGGUCAUGGGUGGCCGCGCCAUGAGCCGCAGCCGCAACGCCAUGGCGAGCGCUGGCGCCGAGCAGCCCAAGUUUCCAAAGGUCAAGUUCACGGAGUUAGAGUUCCACCGCAUUGUCGGCACAGGCCAGUUUGGACUGGUGCGUGUCGUGCGGAACAUCAAAACCAACGAGGUGUACGCGCUCAAGGUUAUGCACAAGGCGCCAAUUGUGGAGUCGAAGCAAAUUGAGCACGUCAUCAACGAGCGCAAGAUACUAGAGGAGGCCUGUGCGCACCCGUUCUGUGUGCGACUCUGUGGAGCCUAUCAGGACAAGUCGUCGCUCUAUCUCUUGCAGGCAAAGCUGUUUCACCAUCUGGACGUGGAGGGCGCCUUCGACGAACCUACAGCCAUGUUUUACGCCGCCAACGUGCUGUUGGCGCUGGAAUUCCUGCACAACAAGGGCAUCGUGUACCGCGACCUCAAGCCUGAGAACCUCCUGCUGGACACGCAGGGCUACAUCAAGAUGGCGGAUUUCGGUUUUGCCAAGUGCAUAGGCAGUGACAAGACGUUUACCAUUUGCGGCACACCUGAUUACCAGGCACCGGAGGUGAUCAUGCGCAGGGGUACAACCAAGGCAGCCGAUUACUGGGCGCUGGGGGUGCUUAUCUUCGAAAUGCUGGUUGGCGACCCGCCCUUCAAAUCGCUUACAGGCGACCCGUGGGACACCUUCCGGCGCACCCUUUCGGGCCGCUUCUACGUGCCUAAUUUCAUUUCCGAUCAAGCGGCCGACCUGAUCUUCAAGCUGCUGCAGGUGAACCCCGACAAGCGUCUGGGCAGCGACCGCCGGCUAGGCGCGGACGAGAUCAAGCGCCACCGCUGGUUCAGCCGGAUAGACUGGAAGGCCCUGGAGCAAAAGCGGCUUCCGGCGCCGUUCCGACCGCGUGUACGGAAUCCUCUCGAUACAUCCAAUUUCGAUAAUUUUGAUAAUGUGGACCUGGAGCCGCCGCCUGUGCCAGCUGACCGUGCUGAGAAGCAUAGCCAGCAGUGGGAGCUCUGGGACUGGAUCGAGGACACAAGAUUAUAA
Messenger RNA from Volvox carteri f. nagariensis, 3048 nucleotides. RefSeq lists its product as uncharacterized. The coding region runs from base 1 to 3048 and encodes 1015 amino acids. Gene Ontology annotation, molecular function: cAMP-dependent protein kinase activity; ATP binding. Gene Ontology annotation, cellular component: cAMP-dependent protein kinase complex. The transcript is spliced from 16 exons. Gene Ontology annotation, biological process: signal transduction; peptidyl-serine phosphorylation. NCBI's taxonomy places the organism in Eukaryota, Viridiplantae, Chlorophyta, Chlorophyceae, Chlamydomonadales, Volvocaceae. The record is from RefSeq and is a predicted model, not a curated record.